Messenger RNA from Hyla sarda, 1566 nucleotides. RefSeq names its product posterior protein-like. NCBI's taxonomy places the organism in Eukaryota, Metazoa, Chordata, Amphibia, Anura, Hylidae. The coding region runs from base 1 to 1566 and encodes 521 amino acids. The transcript is spliced from 2 exons. Gene Ontology annotation, molecular function: nucleic acid binding; zinc ion binding. The record is from RefSeq and is a predicted model, not a curated record.
AUGGAAUUUGUGGAGAAGUUUGUGGAGAAGCAUGCCUCUGCUAAGUACCAGACAUGUGCAGAUGGAUCUCUGGGAGAUCAGUUUAUGGCAUUGAGGAUGCAGUGCCAGGAGUAUAAUGGUAACAUUGAUUGUAAAAAGAAUAGCAAGAAGUGGAAGAAAGAAAAGUUAGGUAAUGAAAUCUUAUUGCUUAUGAAAAUUAAGGAGAUAGCGGAAGAGAAGGAGACCAAGUGGCAGAAUGAGAGGAGGCAGAUGAAAGAGAGUUUAGAUAAGAUUGCAGAGUCUGUUCUUGAAAUAUCUGCAGAGUCCAGUAAUGAAUUGGGAAAUUUAAAGGCAGAAAUAGAUGAAUUAACCGAAAGAAACAAAGGGCUGGUGGAGUUGGCAGAGAGGUAUGAGCUUAAGGUUGGCUCUAACAGGUCCCAUUUAUUGUCUUUAGAGAAUAAGAUUAGUCAGAUGGGGGUGAUGAUAGCUGAUUUAGAAGGGCAGCUGUCUAAAGCAAGAUCCCAGCUAAUCAGCCAAGAGCAGCACAUCCGGUCCCUUACAUUGCAUAAAUGUGGAGUAACAAAUAUCUGCACAAUUUCCUCUAUGGGUGGGGGCGAGGUAACAGGCAUGGUAGCUGAUAGUCCUCCAGCAUUGACCAUCCAGGACAGACUCCAUUUGUGUAAAGUUAUUGGAGACUGUAAUACUAGCGAAUCACCCAUAACUUUAUCCAAUAGGUUUGAAGCUGUAGUGAGGCAGUAUCACCUGGAUAACAAAGAUGCCUGGUCUCUGCUCCGAGCUUGGCUUCCAGGGCCACUGGCAGCGCAGUUAACAUCUGCCCACAUAGAUGAUGACUGUAGAGGUGCAGAAUUCAGGAGGAAGGAGCUGCAGCGUGUUUUAGGUGGGCGAGACAUUAGGGGUGAAGAUGCCCUAAGAAAGUUGUGGUUCAGGCGAUGUGAUGAUCCGGUCAUGUUUUGUAAUGAUUAUCUCUCCCUAUAUAAGUGUGUUUAUAACUGCCCAGAAAUGUCUCAGGAUGAUACCAAUUUCCUCUAUUCCAUGGCAAAUAGAUGUAAUGUAGAUUACACCACGAGAUUGGCGCUGAGAAAUACCAGCUCCCAUGAGAAAUUUAUCAAUAUUUUGAGGGACUGGUGUGAAGGGUCUGGAGACAGGAAUGAGACACCUGAAAACAUAUCUGUUGUUUAUAGACCUAGGAGGAAAUGGUGGGUUAGAUAUUGUUACAAAUGUGGGAGACCAGGACAUAUUAAAAGAUAUUGUGAGACAUCUAAUGUGUAUCCUGAGCCUAUAGACAAUUCAUCACAGCAGGAGGUUAGCAGCAUUCAGCCAGAGGGGGAGAAUACCACCCAGAAUAAAGAGGUCACAGAAAGGUGUGAAGAGAUGGGUGAUAUGGAGACUAACCCUGUUACAUUUGCAUCAAAAUCCCCAACAAAACAGUGCCCUAAUGUAAAUGAAGAGACAAAGAAACAGAAAGACACAUCCCCUUGUGAACAGCAAAAGGCAGGCAGUAAUAUCCCAAUGUACAAUCUAUGGACUGACCACCAUUGCCAUGUGAUGUUGCAGCAAAGAUACUAA